AUGGAGGUUGCAUACCAUAUUCGUUUAACUGCGAUUUUGGAUGUGACACGUUUUCUUUUGAAGCAAGGCCUAGCUUUCCGUGGACAUGACGAGUCCUCGAGCUCAUUGAACAAGGGUAAUUUUCUUGAGUUGCUUGAGUGGUAUAGCCUACGAAAUGAAGAAGUUUGGAGGACAGUUAAUCAAAACGCCCCUGGAAAUAAUCAAAUGACUUCCCCAAAGGUUCAGAAGGAGUUAGCAAAUGCUUGUGCAGCGGAGAUUACACGUGUUAUUGUUGAUGAUAUUGGGGAUAAUUAUUUUUCCCUUUUGAUUGAUGAAGCUCGGGAUAUCUCAGUGAAAGAGCAAAUUGGAGUUAUUCUACGAUAUGUAAAUAAAGAUGGAUAUGUGAUAGAGCGAUUCCUUGCUAUGGUUCAUGUGCCCGACACUUUACGCCAUUUCUUUGAAGAAUCGAUUGUUAAUGUGACCGGAGCAUCGUGCAAAAGGAAAGACCAACUUCGGCAACAUCAUCAUGAUAGGUUGGUUGAGCAGUUAGAGAAAGAAAAGAUAGUCAGUGGCAGAGGAAAAAACCAAGAAUCGAGCUUAGCACGACCAGGGGAUACUCGUUGGGGAUCACAUUACACUACAAUUCUUCGACUAAUCUCUAUGUGGACUUCAGUGUUAGAGGUACUCCAAAAUGUGCAUGAUGAUGGUGCUUCUAAUGAUAAUAGAGGGAUAACAAAUGAAUUAUCACUUGCCUUACAACAAAAGGAUCAGAAUAUUGUUCAAGCCAUGCGUUUGAUUGAGGCUGUGAAAGCUCGGCUUCAAGGCUUAAGGGAGACUGGAUGGGAGGAAUUUAUGGAGGAGAAGCUACUUCGCCUUGCAGAGCUUUAUCCCGAAGAUUUUUCAAUGACUGAAUGCAUGAUGCUUGAGGAUCAACUUGCCACCUUCAUUUACGAUGUGCAGCAUGAUGAAGAUUUUACAAAUAUUAGGGACUUGGGAGAUUUUGCUAGGAAGAUGGUUGAGACAGAAAAACGUUUUAUUUUCCCGCUUGUUUAUCGCCUUAUUGAGUUAACAUUGGUUUUGCCAGUUGUGACAGCUAAUGUUGAGAGGGUGUUUUCGCAAUGA
Messenger RNA from Dioscorea cayenensis subsp. rotundata (Guinea yam), 1101 nucleotides. RefSeq lists its product as uncharacterized. Lineage: Eukaryota; Viridiplantae; Streptophyta; Magnoliopsida; Dioscoreales; Dioscoreaceae. The transcript is spliced from 4 exons. The record is from RefSeq and is a predicted model, not a curated record. The coding region runs from base 1 to 1101 and encodes 366 amino acids.